This is a messenger RNA of Parus major (Great Tit), 1088 nucleotides long. It is a transcript of the gene TMEM50B, whose product is annotated as transmembrane protein 50B. The transcript is spliced from 7 exons. The record is from RefSeq and is a predicted model, not a curated record. Gene Ontology annotation, biological process: late endosome to vacuole transport via multivesicular body sorting pathway; protein targeting to vacuole. Bases 336 to 812 code for a protein of 158 amino acids. NCBI's taxonomy places the organism in Eukaryota, Metazoa, Chordata, Aves, Passeriformes, Paridae.
CGCUCGGUUCUGAUUGGCCAGAGCGUGCGUCAGUCAGGGGGCUCGGUGCCCGCAGGCGGAAGCGGCGCGCCCAGGAGCGGGCACUCAGGAGCGGCUGUUGAUGGAAGAGCCCAGGAGCGAGUGCCGAGGCAGCGGGGCCGCGACAGCCGUGGCCGGGGCAGCCUGAGCUGUGGCCUGGGCAGUGAGAGCACUGCCUGGGCAGCCAGAGCCGUGGCCAGAGCAGUGAGAGCACUGCCUGGGCAGCCAGAGCCGUGGNGCAGUGAGAGCACUGCCUGGGCAGCCAGAGCCGUGGCCAGAGCAGUGAGAGCACUGCCUGGGCAGCCAGAGCCGUGGUCAUGGCAGGGUUCCUGGACAAUUUCCGCUGGCCCGAGUGCGAGUGCAUCGACUGGAGCGAGCGCCGCAACGCCAUCGCCUCCAUCGUGGCCGGGGUGCUGUUUUUCACAGGCUGGUGGAUCAUGAUCGAUGCUGCCGUGGUUUAUCCCAAGCCGGAGCAGCUGAACCACGCCUUCCACACCUGCGGGGUCUUCUCCACGCUGGCCUUCUUCAUGAUAAAUGCUGUAUCAAAUGCACAGGUGAGAGGAGACAGCUACAGUGAUGGAUGCUUAGGAAGAACAGGGGCUCGCAUCUGGCUCUUCAUCGGAUUCAUGUUGAUGUUUGGAUCCCUCAUUGCUUCCAUGUGGAUUCUCUUUGGAGCUUAUGUCACACAGAACACUAAUGUGUACCCUGGAUUAGCAGUGUUUUUCCAGAAUGCAUUAAUAUUUUUCAGCACUCUGAUCUACAAGUUUGGGAGAACAGAAGAGCUGUGGGGCUGAGCUCACUGCUGGCCUGUGCUUAGCAUAGCUGCCACGUGGUUCUUGUACGUAGAUAACUCACAGUCCUUUGUCCUUGGUUUGCUUCCCAAACUGGUGGAACUGAGACAAUUCCAGGCUCUGUCCGAAGCUCCUCUUUUCCCAGGACACACUUGUGAAUAUGUACAUAGGACUGGAUCUAUCAUUUCAAAGGGAAUGGCAGGCUUUCCUGCUGACAUCUCCAGGCUUUCUCCUUCAAAUCCAUGGCUUUCCAUCUUCCACACCUCCCCGUGUCCCAGG